UUAAAUUACUGUCACAUUAUGCAUACCAACAUUAAAAUUGUGAAUAGCAUUUAAAUGCAACGUGGUUUUCUCUGACUAGAAAAGCCAACAUGCACCCAAAAAAUGAUCUAAUGGACGCAGCAGUACAAUGACGGAUCCGAAACGCUAACACAAAUGAAAUUCUACGAAAGCGAGGCUUAGUUUAAUAAUACCAGAAGAAAGUCCAACUAUCCCUUUACAGUUUUGCAGGAGCCUAUGUCAUCCCAAUAACAACCGUCUGGCCAACACUGGAGGAAGAAAUCCAGGUAGUUACACUUGGGAACCAAUCGAAAAAACACACGCAACACACCCGUCUCAGUUUAAGGAAGUACAAAGAGUAGUGGAAGCCCAACCUAAAUUCUUGAUGCUAAAAAAAUACUUGACUGCAUUUUGUAAUAAUGCCUGUCUAUCCCCACCCUCUUGGCAGGCGUGCUUCCAAGGCAACGCGUAUGCGCUGACCUGCGAACUAUAACCUGUAAGUGACAGUGUCGCGUCAUCACUGAUGAACAGAGUACCUGCCACAGUGGAAGUAAUAGAAGUAGUGUAGUAGAAUUUGAAAGAUUUGGGAGCUGUUAGAUAAACAACAAGAUGAAGGCAUUAAUUUUAGUUGGUGGUUACGGAACAAGGCUUCGGCCUUUAACACUCAGUAUACCAAAACCAUUGGUCGAUUUCUGCAAUAAGCCAAUCCUCCUUCACCAGAUUGAAGCUUUAGUAAAGGCUGGUGUAAAGCAUGUGAUCCUUGCAGUGAGUUACAUGUCUGAAAUGCUGGAGAAGGAAAUGAAGGAACAGGAGCAAAGGCUGGGGAUUCGUAUCUCACUCUCCCAUGAAAAGGAACCUCUGGGGACAGCUGGACCACUAGCUUUAGCUAGAGACCUGCUUACGGAUAGUCUAGAGCCAUUCUUUGUGCUCAACAGUGAUGUGAUCUGCGAGUUUCCCUUUGAGGAGAUGCUCAGAUUCCACAAACAACAUGGCAAGGAAGGAACCAUUGUGGUAACUAAAGUGGAAGAGCCUUCCAAGUAUGGUGUUGUUGUGUAUGAAGCAGAGACUGGGCGCAUACAUCGCUUUGUGGAGAAACCUCAAGUGUUUGUGUCCAAUAAAAUCAAUGCCGGGCUGUACAUUUUCACUCCCAAGAUGCUAGAAAGGAUUCAGUUAAGGCCGACUUCAAUCGAGAAGGAGAUUUUCCCAGUAAUGGCAGAGGAAGGGCAGCUGUAUGCAAUGGAAUUACAAGGAUUCUGGAUGGACAUUGGCCAGCCCAAAGACUUCCUUACAGGAAUGUGCAUGUAUCUGCAGUCUGUCAGACACAAGAACCCUGAGAGGCUACAUACAGGACCAGGGUUCAUUGGGAAUGUGCUAGUGGAACCAUCUGCCAAGAUUGGCCAGAACUGCACUAUCGGUCCUAAUGUUACAAUUGGCCCGGAAGUUGUGAUAGAGGAUGGAGUUCGGAUAAAGCGCUGUACCAUACUGAAGGGCUCCCGUAUCCACUCACACAGCUGGCUGGAAUCCUGUAUCAUUGGCUGGAGUUCUGCUGUUGGACAGUGGGUACGCAUGGAGAAUGUCAGUGUGCUGGGAGAAGAUGUCAUUGUGAAAGAUGAAUUAUAUCUGAAUGGAGCCAGUGUUCUACCACACAAGAGCAUUUCUGACUCUGUACCUGAGCCCAGUAUUAUCAUGUGAAUGGGACCUUAAAAAGAGACUGAGGCUGUCAUAGCAGGCCACAUAAACUGAAGGGCUAAAGACUUUCCUUUUAGAGUAUCUUUUAAAAUAAGAAACAUGGUGGAGGAACAGCGCUUGUUGAAUUUUCUGGGAUUGUAAAUCAGUGUUUUUAUAAGAUAUAUAUCCCCAUCCAUCCAAGAAAAAAAAUGAAGAAGGUGCACAUUGGCUGUUGUCACAGAAUCUUUCAGUCCCUAGUCAAUACUUGAUUACUGCAACUGUAUAGGCUAGGCAUUAUUGCCACUGUUCAAUCAGUAAGCAUUGCUGGUGGCAUCUGGAUCCAUUGUACCUAGAACUGACAAGGUAUGGCUUUGUAUUCAGUCUUGCAUUUGCAUCCUCUAGGUAAACAGCAGUUAAGUGCUUUGUCUCGCUUUUCUUACAGAUGUUAAGACUCCUAUACUAUUAAUUGAAGGAAAUCCCCACUGGGAGGCUUCAUCUAGUUAACAAUAUAACUUAAGCCAUGCUGGGUUGGAAGUACUGUGUAAAUUGCAAAUUGCCAGUAAGUAGCUUCAGAUAAAUCAUGGUGUGACACUAUAAUACGGAAACAUAAGAGUUGUAGUCAUCUGCCACAUGGCAAUGGAACACUAAAGUACUAAUUAUAUGUCUGUGUGGACUGGAUGAUAUUGCAUAUUGGACUUUUCUUGCUCCAAUUAACUUGAGGUGUGGAAGCAGUCAAGAAAAAUAAAAUACUUCAAAUUUUACAUACA
This is a messenger RNA of Protopterus annectens (West African lungfish), 2432 nucleotides long. It is a transcript of the gene GMPPB, whose product is annotated as GDP-mannose pyrophosphorylase B. Gene Ontology annotation, molecular function: GTP binding; mannose-1-phosphate guanylyltransferase (GTP) activity. The coding region runs from base 607 to 1689 and encodes 360 amino acids. Gene Ontology annotation, cellular component: cytoplasm. Gene Ontology annotation, biological process: cell wall mannoprotein biosynthetic process; GDP-mannose biosynthetic process. The transcript has 10 exons. The record is from RefSeq and is a predicted model, not a curated record. NCBI's taxonomy places the organism in Eukaryota, Metazoa, Chordata, Ceratodontiformes, Protopteridae.